ACACAAUCUGGAAAUUCUUAGUUUAUUACUAUUUCCGAUUAGCCCACAACAUUUUCUCUCUUUCCGCAUUCAAUUUUCCCGGUCAACUCUUUAUAGUUAUUCAAAAUCAUAGGUCAUGGAUGACGACGCGGCGCUACCUUCCGAAAUCACAACUCGCCACGCUAAACGAGCUAGGGUUAAUACUCGAGUCGCCGGAGACGAGCCUGACGAGGCAAACGGCGACAACGCGGAGAAUCAAGAAAGGAACAGCGAUGGGAGUCCCGGCCCAGGGGAGUGGGAGGGCUCACCAGAUGAUUUUCAAGAAAUUCGUCCCAAAACUAAGCGACAUCGAGCUUCUGAGGGGACUUCUUAUUUCCCGAACAGAUUUGAAGAGAUAUUAAUCGAGGUUAUCAAAGGUGAUGGCAAACAUAUUUCUCAAGCUGUCAAGCGCUGGGUUGAGCGAUAUGAGAGGAAUCAAAAACAUGCCAUGGUUGAACUCUUCAUGAUGCUUUUUGAGGCAUGCGGGGCAAAGUAUUACAUCAAGGAAGAGUUUCUCGACGAGACUGAUGUUGAUGAUGUUGUGGUUGCUCUUGUCAACCUUGCUAGAAAAGGGGAAGUUGAAGAUUAUCAGAGUUCAAAAAAGGAAUUCAAGAAUUUCAAGGAGAAUCUUGUUUCAUUCUGGGACACUUUGGUUAUUGAGUGCCAGAAUGGGCCAUUGUUUGAUAAGGAUUUGUUUGACAAGUGCAUAGACUAUAUAAUUGCCUUGUCAUGCACACCUCCAAGGGUUUACCGUCAAGUUGCUUCCAUGAUAGGUCUCCAGCUAGUCACAUCUUUCAUUUCUGUAGCAGAAAGGCUUGCUGUACAGCGUGAUACUACUCAAAGACAGUUAAAUGCUGAAAGGAAGAAAAGACCUGAUGGACCUCGCGUGGAAUCACUAAAUAGCAGGUUGUCAACAACUCAUGAGCAGAAACUUGUAAUAGAUGAGAUGAUGCGCAAAAUCUUCACUGGGUUGUUUGUGCAUCGAUAUAGAGAUGUUGACCCUAAUAUCAGAAUGUCAUGCAUACGGUCACUGGGUGUUUGGAUUUUGUCAUAUCCUACAUUGUUCUUGCAGGAUCUAUACUUGAAGUACCUUGGAUGGACUCUAAAUGACAAAAGUGCUGGCGUAAGAAAAGCUGCUGUCCUUGCUUUGCAAAAUAUCUAUGAGGUGGAGGAUAACGUGCCCACUCUUAGUCUCUUUACUGAAAGGUUUUCUAACCGGAUGAUUGAGCUUGCUGACGACGUUGAUGUUUCCGUGGCUGUAUGCGCAAUAGGGCUUGUAAAACAAUUACUUAGGCAUCAGCUUAUACCAGAUGACGACUUGGGUUCUUUGUAUGAUCUACUUAUUGAUGAUCCACCAGAAAUCAGGCGUGCUAUAGGAGAAUUAGUAUAUGAUCACUUAAUUGAACAAAAAUUUAACAGUUCCCAAUCUGGCUCAAAAGGCAAUGAGAGUGAGGUUCAUCUUGGCAGAAUGUUGCAGAUAUUACGGGAGUUUUCAACAGAUCCCAUUUUAAGUGCAUAUGUUAUCGAUGAUGUCUGGGAGUACAUGAAAGCCAUGAAGGAUUGGAAGUGUAUCAUUUCCAUGCUUUUGGAUGAGAAUCCAUUAAUAGAACUUACUGAUGAAGAUGCAACAAACCUGGCUAGGCUUCUUUUUGCUUCUGUUAAAAAGGCUGUUGGAGAGAGGAUUGUGCCUGCUUCUGACAAUCGAAAGCAAUAUUUCAAUAAAGCUCAAAGAGAAAUGUUUGAAAACAAUAGGCGGGAUUUAACUGUUGCCAUGAUGAAGAACUACCCAUUACUUCUUCGUAAAUUCAUGGUUGACAAGGUUAAAAUUUCAUCAUUGGUCGAGAUUAUUGUAUAUAUGAACCUUGAGCUUUAUUCUCUGAAGAGACAAGAGCAGAAUUUCAGAAAUACUCUUCUUCUCAUCAAAGAUGCAUUUUUCAAGCACGGUGAGAAGGAUGCAUUGAGAUCUUGUGUUAAGGCUAUUACAUUCUGUUCCACUGAGAGUCGAGGAGAGCUGCAAGAUUUUUCUCGUAACAAACUAAAGGAGCUUGAGGAUGAGCUUCUUGAUAAGCUUAAAUCUGCAACUAAAGAAGUGAUUGAUGGAGAGGAUGAGUAUUCUCUUCUGGUGAAUUUGAAAAGGUUGUUUGAGCUUCAAUUGUCGAGGCCUGCAUCAAUUGAGGAAAUUUAUGGAGAUUGUAUUACAAUCUUGCGCAGCUUCAGAAACUUGGAUGAUGAAGUUGUUAGUUUUCUGCUGCUGAAUAUGUCAAUGGAUGUAGCCUGGUCUUUUCAUUCUAUUAUAAACCUUGAAACUGUCUCUGAAGGAAGCUUAUGCUCUCUCCUGUCUAAACGUGAUACCCUGUUGGAGGAACUUGAGUAUUUUCUUAAUACUCCUCCUGAAGUCAGGGAAGGGAGUAAUUCAGGAAAUCAGCUAGCCUGCUGGGUUUGUAUUAUACUAGCAGAUAUCUGGUUUCUGUUUAGGAAGACAGUUUUUUCGUCAACAAAGCUUGAAAGAUUAGGAUAUUGUCCUGAUGCUCGUACUCUUCAGAAGUUUUGGACCCUUUGUGAGAAGCGGCUCAAAAUUUCAGAUGACACAGAAGAUGAAGAUAUUAACAAAGAGUAUAUUGAGGAUACAAAUAGAGACAAUGUCAUGAUUGUUGUUGCAAAGUUGAUUGCUAGUGAUACAGUCCCAAAGGAUUAUCUUGCUCCUGAGGUAAUUUCUCAUUUUGUGAUGCAUGGAGCUGGCAUUGCAGAGAUUGUAAAGAAUCUGAUCACAGUUUUGAAGGAAAAAAAUGAUGUCUCUGGAGUUUUUUUAGAAGCUUUGAAGAGGGCCCACUAUCGACAUUUAGAACUCUCUGAAAGUGAUGAUGAAUCCUUGAAAAGCGAGUCUUUCCAGGAGUGCAAGAACCUGGCUUCUCGGCUUGCUGGAACAUUCGUUGGUGCUUCUCGGAACAAGCACAGGCCCGAGAUUUUAAAGAUUGUUAAGUCAGGCAUCGAGUAUGCCUUUCAAAAACCUCCAAAACAGCUGUCUUUUCUGGAAGCUUCUGUGCUACAUUUUGCAUCUCGACUUCCUCCACCUGACAUCAGAGACAUUCUGAAAGAUGUCCAGAAGAGGACAGAGAAUGUAAAUACAGAAGAGGAUCCAAGCGGGUGGCGCCCCUAUAAUACAUUUUAUGAUAGUUUGCAAGAGAAGUGUGCAAAGAAUGACGGGAUUCAUGAUAAGAAGGAACAGACUACUGCAAGAAAGAGGGGUCGUCCUAGGAAGCGGCGAAAUAUUGAGGGUAGGAGACUUUUUGAUGAGCGUAAUUCAAGUGAAGAAGAGGAUUCAAUUAACACGUCAGAUCAAGAAGAUGCUCAGGUGGAGGAAGACGAGGAAGAAGAUAAUGCUCCUCUGAUACAUUCGCUCAAGUCCUCUGCUAAGUUGAGGUCAUUAAGAGUCUCGAGACAAGAAAACUGAGACAAGUAAAGGACUGGAUCUUCUGUGCAACGGCUACUGAUAAUUAACCUUCAAAUAUGCGAGGUAUGGAAUGCAUUUUAUAAUUUCCAUGACUGUCUUGGAGAAAGAUUUUUUGGGCAAAGAGAAGAAUUUAGAUUGCGUUUUAAACAACACAAUAGAAUUUGGAUCUUCAGCCGAAAGACCAAUCUCCAAGUCGUGCAUGGAAACUAGAAAAUGCAGGUCACACACAUGAAGCAUCUAGGAUGUAUCUAAUCUAUCUUUUCCCCCCCAGCUAUGUAUGACAUGGUAACUUACGGAUUUGUGUAGUGGAAAUAGAUUCGGAUACAGUAGUGUCCUCAAAUGUGAGUUUGUGUUAGAAAUGUUAUGUUAGGAUGCCUUCUACUUUUAGGUUAUUGUGGUUGCUAAUUGCUGGUGGAAAACGCGGAGUUCCGCUCAUGUGAUUGUGAUUAUAAUAGUUGGGUUUUAUGUCC
Hibiscus syriacus is the source of this 3939-nucleotide messenger RNA. RefSeq names its product sister-chromatid cohesion protein 3-like. Gene Ontology annotation, molecular function: chromatin binding. NCBI's taxonomy places the organism in Eukaryota, Viridiplantae, Streptophyta, Magnoliopsida, Malvales, Malvaceae. Bases 116 to 3469 code for a protein of 1117 amino acids. The transcript has 21 exons. Gene Ontology annotation, cellular component: cohesin complex; chromatin; nucleus. The record is from RefSeq and is a predicted model, not a curated record. Gene Ontology annotation, biological process: sister chromatid cohesion.